GCUAGACGGUUGUCGCUAUUCAGGUUCUCGCUUUCGCUCAAGUUCUCCGAUCUCUCGGGACAGCUGUGCCUCUGUGUCGAGUCGUGUGGCUCGCAAAGACGCGAUAUCGGUCAAGUUCAGGCGGCAAAGCGACGCGACGCGACGAUCAUCUCAAUUAGCCUCGCCAAAGGGACCCGUGAAAUUCACUUUUAAUUUUCGAACUUAGUUUUUGUAAACCGCAAAUCAUCUAAUACCAUAAUAUACAUAGUAGAUCGCUUUUGUUACGAACCGAACCGUUCGUGUGCUUAUUCGAAAAAGAAUUUGUCACAGUGCCAAAAGAUGAGCAUCUCGGCGGUGGAUCGCAAGGAAGCCACCAGCAUGUCUGGUGUACUGAGCAGGCGCUACGGGCAGCUGCUCCACGGGGGCAAACACACGGAUUGUGUGUUCCACGUGUGUGCUGAGCAGGUGAAGUGCCACAAACUCAUUCUGAGCACUGCCAGUCCCGUUUUCGAGGCCAUGUUCUUUGGGCCACUGCAGAACAACGAUCCCGAGCCGGAAAUUGAAAUCGAUGAUAUUAGUGAAGCCAUAUUUAAGGUGCUGGUGAACUACAUCUACACUGGCGUCGUGGACUAUAACGGCCUGGAGCUGGUGGCCUGCAUCGAGCUGUACUAUGCGGCGGAAAAGUACUUGCUGGAGGAGCUCAUCACAGACACGCUGAUGGCCAUCACCCGCAAGCUGCGCUUCGACAAUAUCUUGCCGGCUCUGGAGUUGAGUGUUUGCAUGGGCCUCGACGGCCUGCUGGAGGUCUGCAUGACCUUCUUCAUGCGCUGCUGUGUCAACAAUGGACAGUAUAAGAGCCAUCUGAAGGAGCAUUACGUGCACGUGUCCAAGGAGUGCGUGAAGGCCAUCAUUGCCGCUUGCAAGGAGCCGCACAAGCUGCUCAUCUGGUACGUUUACGAGUGGACGCGUCAGGAGUGCGAGCAGCUUGGCCUGGGUCCCAGUGAUGCGGAUUUGGUGGUCCACGGACUGGGUGGAGGGUCGAGCGAUUGGCACGUGGCUUCGGGUGCCAAUGAAUUGGAAUCUCCUGCGCCAGCUCCUGUGGUUUCCGUGGAACGCUGCUACUACAAGGCCUGCCGGCCAUUUACUGUGGAUGCCGAGUCUCCGGUGUUCCGCUUGCGCCUCAAAUGUUCCAGGUUCAUCUCUCUGAUGGGCCUGGUGCUGAACAGCCGGCUGACCCCCAACCGUUUGGGCCACGUCCAGCAGCUGGAGUACCGGGAAUCGUUGCGCCUGGACCUAUGUGAGGUGCCCGCCGAGAAUGAGGGUCCGGCCACUGCGCGCGUGUGGAGCCAUGUCAUCCAAGGCCAAAGCACCAAGUACAACUGCGAUCUCCACCUGAGCUGGCGUCGCGAGGAGGCAUGUGUGCUGAAUCCGGAGCUGACCUACGAGCUGCAGAUCCGCUGGGACACCAGUGCCUACGGGGCGGAGUACCCGUGCAGCCUGCAGUCCUGCCAGGCGGACGGAAUCCUGUUCACGGACGGUGACAGCUUCAGCGGAAGUCUCGUCAAGGGACUACGCUACGCCAACUUGGUGUAGCUGCUCCGGAUGCGAUACUCGAUACCAUAAUAAGUUAGUUCGUAAGGCGUGUGUAUUUAUUGCCCUAAGUUAAUGUACGCUGCCUCAGAGUUCAAUAAACUUUGAGUAGAUCGCUUCAAA
Molecule: messenger RNA, 1692 nt
Organism: Drosophila elegans
Lineage: Eukaryota; Metazoa; Arthropoda; Insecta; Diptera; Drosophilidae
Exons: 2
Coding region: 319-1572 (417 amino acids)
Biological process (GO): proteasome-mediated ubiquitin-dependent protein catabolic process; regulation of proteolysis
Cellular component (GO): nucleus; cytoplasm
Molecular function (GO): ubiquitin protein ligase binding
Source: RefSeq, a predicted model, not a curated record